This is a messenger RNA of Pipistrellus nathusii (Nathusius's pipistrelle), 324 nucleotides long. Lineage: Eukaryota; Metazoa; Chordata; Mammalia; Chiroptera; Vespertilionidae. The record is from the annotation of a GenBank genome assembly.
AUGCAGACUCUGGGAAAGGAAUUAGUGGUUGGAGGCCACACCCAACCAAAACCCUCACGAGAACUUGAGAAACAGGACUUGAUAUUCUCUCCAGGCAAGACAUCCCUGUACAGGGGAAACGUUUUGGAGAACUUAAGGCAGCUCCAGGAGGGAAGGGAGCAGGGGUUAAGGCGGCCCUCACAGCACGGCCUGAGAAGAAAUGACGAUGACCUUAUCCACGAACGGAGGCCACAGCGACACACAGCCCCCCUAACACGCAUGCAUACAGCACACCUCCUAGCCGCAAAGCAGACACUGGCAGCAUGCACACACAGUAACGUCUAA